GUCAGCUGACAGCUGUGACCAACCAGCGGGUGUAACAUCUCCACGGAGGAGACCCUGAACGGAGAAAAAAGCCUCCCUCUGUCUACUCCAAACCGUAUCAGGCGCGGAGAACCGGACAGCCGUUAACCCCCCUCCUCCCCCCGAUAACCGGCCACGUCUUCCCGCCUCCUGCAGGAUGAGUGUCGGCGCUCCGAAAGGCCUGGCCAGCUCGGGGCAGAAGCCCAUCACGGAGAUCCUCCACCCGCUGUCCGCCGCCGAGGAGCCGCUCUCAGUCACCGUCAACGUCGGAGGGGACAAGGAAGCGGGACUAACCAAUGGCACGCCAGUUGAGACGUCGAGCCCCGCGUCCGCGUCAUCGCUGUUCAACAGGCUGCAGCUGGACGACGACCUGGAAGCAGACGUCCGGGACCUCUACGCCUCCACAGAAACCCGGGACCUUUUUGUGACAGUCGACGAUCCAAAGAAGCACGUCUCCACCAUGGAAACCUACAUCACCUACAGAGUCUCCACCAAGACAACACGGAUAGAGUUUGACCUGCCGGAGUACUGCGUGCGGCGGCGCUACCAGGACUUUGACUGGCUGAGGAUCAAGUUGGAGGACAGCCAGCCAACCCACCUCAUCCCUCCGUUGCCAGAGAAGUUCGUGAUGAAGGGCGUGGUCGACCGUUUUUCGGAGGAGUUCGUGGAGACGAGGAUGAAAGCUUUAGACAAGUUCCUGAAGCGAGUCGCUGACCACCCCGUCCUCUCUUUUAACCCACAUCUAAAUGCUUUCCUGUCUGCCAAGGACCUGAACAAGCGUCAAGGUCUGGCCCUGUUGACCAAGGUGGGCGAAUCCGUGAAACACGUUGCCGGUGGCUACAAACUGCGGGCACGGCCGGCUGAGUUCUGUGCCAUGGGAGAGUACCUGGACACCUUUAGCCAGAAGCUGGGAACCAUCGACCGCAUCGCCCAGAGGAUCCUCAAAGAGCAGUCAGAGUACCUGACAGAACUGCGCGAGUACGGCACCGUGUACUCAAGUUGGGCGACGUCGGAGGAGGAGCUGCAGCGCCCCCUGGAGGGGGUGGCCAGCUGCGUGAAGACAUGCUGCGGAGCGCUGGAGGACCAGAGUGAAAGCAUGAGCCAGGACUUCCUGCCUGUUCUCAGAGAAUAUGUCCUCUACAUAGAGUCCAUGAAGAACGUUUUGAGGAAGCGGGACCAGACCCAGGCGGAGUACGAGGGCCGACUAGAAGCAGCAAUAUUGCGGAAACAGGAGGACAGAACGCCAAUGCCAGUGGAGGUCGAGAAAUGCCAAGACAAAGUGGAGUGUUUCAACGCGGACCUGAAGGCAGACUGGGAGCGCUGGCAGAGCAACAAAAGACAAGACUUUAAACAGCUUCUCACCGGCAUGGCCGACAGAAACAUCAACCACUAUGAAAAGUGCCAGGCGGCGUGGGAGUCGCUCAUAACUCUCCUUCAGGACAAACAGACUGAGGACAAAACGAGCGAGACGAACUGAAACACCUCCUCAUGUCUCUGCCCUCCACCUCGCUCCCCCCCCUCCCCCCCCCCCCCCCCCCCUCCCUCCCCCACCUCACCGUAUCUGAUGCCAAGGAUAAGGACCAACCAGGCAGCAGAUGUGAACUGCUGGACUCUUGUGAGACAUUUGUACAGAGGGGAGUCGUCUGUCUCAGAGAUCUGACCUGUGAAGGAGGUAACAAAUGGUGCAUUCAAGGACAGCGGGGAAAGAGGAGAGCCCUACCAUGUACAGACAUUUUCCUUUUUUGUUCGUAUUCACUUUUUGUACUUCAUAUGUCCAAUUAACAGGCAGUUAUUUAACCGCAGUCUCAGAGAUUUUUGCUGUCUGUUCUCAAGUGUGAAGGAUAAUUCUUUAGCAGAAAAUGGAUAAGAUAAAAAAAAGUUGGUGUGAGGUGUAAAGCGUUCAGAGAAUCCCCAACGUUUCCUUUUACCUGUGAGUCUCUGAAAACGUAACGCUAAAACUCUCCACUGGAACAAGACUCUUUAAGGCAUUGUAUCGGCUGUAAAUUUAAAGGACCAUACCUGUUAUUUGUGCAUGUUUCAGUCCAUACACUCUUCUACUUACCAUUACUGUUACUCAUUUUCCAAAAAGUUUAUAAGCCUUAUCGUUUUCAUAUUUUCCCUGCAGCCAUGGUUAUGAAAAUCAACCUGCAGAGACUUGAAACUUGCUGUGAGCAUCAGAGCUUCACGACUCUAGCCUUUGUGUUCAAUCAGUCGCAGCACACAGAUGGAGAAGAAGCAGGAGGUGGAGCAGCAGACCUCCAAUAAAUUCCUGCCUCGUAAUUGUUCUUCAAAAAAGGAACAUUGAGGUUGUGUUUUUGAUCAUUACGGAUAAAUGGACAUGAAGUAAAGCCACUGACACCAGCGAGGGCAUCUUGUUUAACAUUGAGUUUUAUCAGGGACGUUUUGUUGGAGGUGAUUUUGUGUUUUUACUCCAUGAAGCUGAGCACAGGUCCACGCUGCAGAUUUGGGUUUGAGUACAGUGCAACAGCACCACCUGGUGGUUAAGAUGCCAAUGGGUUUCAUUUUCUUUUAAUUCAUGUUGGUUUGUUUUGAUAUCACAUAUUUUUGUUGUUGUUGGGAUUUCACCUCUCACCUUCAGACAAAUGCUUUAACUCAGUUACGGAUACUAAAGGGCAGAUUUACUCAAUGAAAAGCACACAGAAGGAAUUAAGGCGAAGACUCUCUUGGUACGCUGUAAUUUAUUCUCUUUAAACAAAUGAAAACAAUCUGGUUAGUUUACUCAGUUAUAGAGGAGUUUUGAAAGAAGAUGAGUAUGUCUCAAAGGCUGGCUAUGUCAUGAAAUCUCUGCUGUGUCAUGUGAACACCUGAGGGGUUAAAUAAACCGGCGCUAAAAGCAGUUUUGUGAAAGCUCUUCAGGCCAGACAAAAAGUACAUUUUGAGUGAUCCACACUUUUAUUUGAAAAGUCACUUGUUCUAACAAUUUAGACUAAAUAACUAAUAAUAGUUUGUUCUAUUAAACCCUCAUUAGAGCAGAAAAAUGCAUUCUGAGAUAUUCUGUCACGCGUCAGUGUAUAAUAUUUGCUGCACCCACUUCAUUUUGUAUGAAUGAAGUGAACUUCAUUCACUGUCCUCGGCCAUACUGCUAGCUAAUCCCACUCAGCAAAAAGUAUUGUAAACUCGACCAAUGAUGACCAGGGCAGGACAUUUUCAUCACCAUGUUUACAAGGACGCUGAUUUUGUUCAUGUGUGUCACAAAUUUCAAAGUGUUGUAACCUCAUAAACAGGAAAAAAAAUCCCCAAACAAUUCUAACAAUUAAGUUUCUUUGGCAGGAUUUCCAGAAACAAGGUGCUGGUUUUACUUUUUCGAGUCUUUGCUCCUUGAGGCGUUGUUAAAAACAGAAAAAUCUCCUGUGUUUUAGUCGUUCCUUUUUAAAUGUCCUUUUGUCCGAUUGUCUUUGAAUGGCCCUCACAGUGUCCUUUUUAGGGGACUGUCACAUUACUGAGCCUGCCGAAAUUCGAGUGCUGCAAGAAAGCGAUGAGAGGAAGUGACUGUGGCUGCUCACAGACUGAUUUGAUACUUUGUCAGUUCUCUUUUUUUUCCGUCCGUCACAUUUUCCCCUCAAGCUUUAAAAGCAAGAAGCAGAUACUGUUUCUUCUGACUUGAAUACAAUAUCAUUUUUAUUUAAACAUUGUCAGUAAGAUGGAGAAAAGCUUUGAGUUCCAGUGUCGAGGCAGCCACAGCAGACAAUACUACAGAUGCACUAAUGCUAAAUUGCUGUAUUUGUAGCAAAAUAUUAAAAUCCACAAUGAGCCAGAGUCAGAGGUGUUUAGAAACCAGGACCAACCAAGAUUCUGUUUUGACUGAAGAAGUAGACCCCAAAAUUACUGCUUUGAAAAAAAUAAUUUUCACUGUAAUUUGCUUUAAUUUUUCAACAAUUACCUUGUGUCACAACUUCUAUGAACAUAUGUACAUACAUAAUUAAAGAAAUUUUUAAAAUGGUUCAUUCAAACCUCACAGACUGAGUCACUGUUAUUUAUUAGA
Molecule: messenger RNA, 4021 nt
Organism: Larimichthys crocea (large yellow croaker)
Lineage: Eukaryota; Metazoa; Chordata; Actinopteri; Sciaenidae
Gene: snx30
Product: sorting nexin family member 30
Exons: 9
Coding region: 176-1495 (439 amino acids)
Biological process (GO): reticulophagy; protein transport; endocytic recycling
Cellular component (GO): early endosome; phagophore assembly site
Molecular function (GO): phosphatidylinositol binding
Source: RefSeq, a predicted model, not a curated record